Molecule: messenger RNA, 6342 nt
Organism: Lethenteron reissneri (Far Eastern brook lamprey)
Lineage: Eukaryota; Metazoa; Chordata; Hyperoartia; Petromyzontiformes; Petromyzontidae
Gene: TSC1
Product: TSC complex subunit 1
Biological process (GO): negative regulation of TOR signaling; regulation of cell cycle; negative regulation of cell population proliferation
Cellular component (GO): TSC1-TSC2 complex
Source: RefSeq, a predicted model, not a curated record
CUGCCUAUGAAAAUGGCCGCGUCCCGGAGUGCAGCGAGGAACGGGUGCCCUCGGAGGAGGUGAUCGCGGCGUGGGAGGAUUAUUUGACCCGGGUGGGGCUGAAGCGCUGGACCCUGGACGGCAUCAUGACGACACAGCAGGUGAACGCCACCGAGCUGCUGAGCCUGCUCGAGUCCUCGGAGCUGCAGGUAGCGGAGGACGUGCGCAGCCUGCUCGUCGAAAACCUCAACGUCGAGCGUGGUCCGUGGCUGAUGAACAGCCUGGUGGAUUACUACAUGAGCCACAAUUCGGACCAGGCCCUGCAGAUCCUCUGUUCUGUCCGCGAGCCGCAUGACAAGCAUCUCCUGGACAAGCUGAACGAGUGCAUGGCCCGGGCAGCCACUCGGCUUCCCAGCCUCAACUUGCUGGGUCAUGUCGUGCGGAGGCAGCCGUCCUGGAUCCACAAGAUCUACAGGGCUCCCGUGUUUGCGUCGCUGCUCAAGUGCCUAAAGACGGAUUCCAACGAGGUGGUGCUGACCACGGGGGUGCUGGUGCUCGCCACGCUCCUUCCCAUGAUCCCGCAGGCCGUCAAGCAGCACGUGCACGAGAUCUUCGACAUCUUCAGCCGCCUCGCCUCGUGGGGGCUCAAAAAUGCCGGCCACGUCCCGGAGGUGUGCGUGGUGCACCUGCAUGCCGGCGUGUACGCCCUGUUCCACCGCCUCUACGGCAUGUACCCAUGCAACUUCCUGUCGUACCUGCGUGCGCACUACAGCAUGCGGGAGAACAGCACCCUCUUCACGGAGGUCAUCCUGCCCAUGGUGGAACGCGUGCGGGUACAUCCAGAACUUGUCACGGGGACCAAGGAGUACGAGAUGGAUACCAGCAAGUGGAAGAAGUAUGAGACUCAGGACGUGGUCAUCGAGUGCGCCAAAGUGUCGCUCGAUUCAAAGGAGGCAUCGAGUGAGGAGGGUUUCUGCCCCGUCCCUGAUCAGCUGCCUCUGCACUGCCUGUCCCAGGCGACACCCGACGUCUCUUUCCAGUCGGGAGCGUCUCUCUCUGGCUCCAUUUCCACGACACCUACAUCGUCGCGGAUGUCUCAUUCCUCCACGCCCAUGAGGGUGCGCCGCCUCUCGAUGGAAGAAGGCGAUAUCAAGGGCCACCAGAAGGGGAUCCUGCGCUCCACGGCGGAGUGCAGCGAGGUGGGUUGGAGCCCCGCCAACGUGUGCGGGAUGAGCACGCCGCCGUCGUCGCGCGGCAUGUCGCCCGUGCACAACCAGAGCGACGUCGCCCACGGCAGCUCGUCGCAGCACGCCAUUUCGGGGACCCCCUUAGCGACCCCAACCACGUCCCCUGGACCGACCCCCUCGGACGAGUACGUUCACAUCUCUCUCGACAGCACCGGCUCCUGCGCGGAGGCUCGACAAGAAAAGCCCAGGCCUGGCGUCGGCGACACAGGCAGUGCAGGCAAGGUUACUGCCCCCUCCAUUGACAGAUCUCUGAACAACUCUGCGGCUGAGCGCCACGCUGCCAAGAGCAGUGCCGUUGAAGUGGGAAAGCAAGCGGAGAGCGAAGGAGGAGGAGGAGGGGAGAGUGCCGUGGGCAGCCCGGGCAAGGUGUCCCUGAAAGAGCUGCAGAUGGUCAUCGAGAACCUGGCCUCCUGCGCUCCUGCGGAGAAGGACGGCGAAGAUGUGGCGGUGAACGACGAGGUGUCGGAGAUCAACGAGAUGUGUCCAGCGCCGGCCGACCAUCGGGGCGGCUUCGACUCGCCCUUCUUCAGCGCCGAUGCGGCGCCGCCCGGCACGCAAGCCGCGCCGGGCACGCAAGCCGUGCCGGGCACUCACGGCGGGGAGGCGGCCGUGACGCAGGCGGUGCACCAGACCGUGGCCGCCUCGUCCGCCAACAACAGCUCGAAGUCACAGGGCCUCUCGGAGACGUCUCGUAGCACGAGUAACAAGACACAGGACAGGUCAACCACCUCCUCCUCUUUUGCGCUCACCCCAGCCUCGGCCUGUGGCCGAGCGGCGGCCGUGUCGGCAACAUGCUACCCGUACGAGCACCUGUUCGCGCUCGCCUUCCCGCGGGCGGCGGUGGGUGCCUUUGUCGACCGCAAGUCGGCCGAGUUGCGCGGCUUGGACGGCUCCCACCACAGCGGCUCCCCCUGCGGAGUGGCGCCGUCGCCACUCGACGUCAUCGAUGUGCUCAUGCAGAGGGGUGGCGACGUUCACGCCAAGGAGCUCAGCCGGCUGUCUCUCCCCAGCCAAGCGGCAGACUGGACACACUUUGGAGGCUCCGUUCCCCCAGAGGAGAUGCACCUUCUGCACAGCCGCCUGCACCUGCUGCAUGCGCAGCUGCUCUACGAACGGCACAAGCGUGAGCAGCACGCCCUGCGCAACCGUCGCCUGCUUCGCAAGGUCAUCACCGCCACCGCGCUGCAGGAGCAGAACGCCGCCAUGAGGGACCAGCUGCGCCUACAGGACGAGGAGAUCUUGGUGCUGCGUCGCAGCCUGACAGAAGAGCAGCAGCGGAGCCAGCAGCAACGCAUGGAGAAGGAGCAGAACAUGGGUUUCUAUCAGGUGCAGCUGCGCUCCCUGCAGUCUGACCGUGACAGUCUGUCUGCCAGCAACCGUGAACUGCAGUGCAAGUUGGACGAGACUUACAGGGAUGUGGUUCGACUCAAAGUGGAACUGCAAAAAGCCAACUGCAAGGUGUACGACACGUUCCAUGAGCUCCAGCGUCUGCAGGAGAAGCUGCAGUCCAGCGAGACUCUGAGCCAGCAAGCGGACAUGCUCAACCGGCAGCUGCUUGUGCUCGGCGAGCUCAACGAACUGUACCGCGAGGAGCUGCACAACAUCAACCACUACGCGGACAAGGAGGGGGAGAUGUGCUUGCUGUCGCACCGCCGCGAGCUGGAGAAGGCGCGCCAGUGCAUGCGGCAGCAGGCGCAGCGUGUGGACGCGGCGAGUCGGCGCAUCAAUGACCUGGAGAACAGCAUCAUGGCUAAGGACAUCCUCCUCCUGGAGCAGAAACGCUUCCUUGAGAACGUCAAAAACCAGGGCAGGAGCCAGCAGCAGGCGAUGGAGAGCAAGUACAAGGCGCAGAAGAGGAUCAACCAGGCGCUGGAGAGCCACAUGCUGGAGCUCUACAGCUGCCUGGAGGUGCUGGAAUCGCCCGCUGGUUUCAAAGACCGCCCGAAGGAGAGGGCGCUCGCAGGCAACGCAGCAGACGCCGACUCGGCGACCCCGCUGCCCGACGCCGCUGGACCUGAACGACCGGCCAGCCUGCUGCCCGGUGCACCCAUCGACGCCCGUGUGCCCCUCGUUAGUGCAGAUCCGCCGUCCGCUGGCCUGAUGGGGGUAGCCGCGAGCAACCCAUACCCUGCGUCCCGCAGCUUCCUGGGACAACACACGCGGGAGCUGCUACGCAGUCGAGGAGGCGGCGUCGGCGGCGAUGACAACCGGGAGGACGACGCGAGCGCGGACGCUUCGUCGGCGGCCGGCGCGCCUCGUGAGCCGCCCAGUUCCAUGGCGGCGCCAGCGUCCGCAUCGCACGCUCGCGGGACCACCAGGAACCUUGGUGGGGGUGGGCAGCACCAGCAGCACGCCCUGAAUGUCAGGAUUCUUCAGCAGCGGGGAAUCAUGGACUACGACGAGAAAUAGCGAGCGGCGCCCCAUCAGACAUUCCCUGACUUGUCCCCCUCGUGGCAAAUUGAUGGAAUACUUCGGUGGGUUUUUUUUACUGGUGCGUGCUGCUCGUUAGAAAGCGGCAUUUUGGAAUACUGGUACGAACAAAAAAGGUGCUCUGCGCACUCUGUAACUGAUGACGAAACAACAACAAAAAACUCGGUAAAAUAUGCUUUGUAUUUUGAAAUAAUAUCCCAAUCUUGUCCCUUCUUUGAGGGCAAAUGAAGGUGGUGCCCCCCCUCCCCCCUCGAUUUUGUUGACGUUGCCAACCGAGCUUCUCAUUUUAACCCGGCUUGUGCAUUUAAAGAGAGGCAUUCUGACUAAAUGUAGCUCCCGAGGUACUGCCACCACAGCUCGGAAACCGUGCAGGAUCUCGCAGUGCGCUCACACGCGCGCACUCGCAUAGUCCUGACUCGACGUAGCCUUUACGGUAGUCGCGCCCAACUUUGCAUGCACUCGCCGAUUCGUGUGUAACCUGGUGUAGAAAUAAUUGCCAAAAAAACCCCAAGAAAAAGCAAAAAAAAUACAAAACUGAAAAAAGUAAAAAAAAAAAUAUGCUGCUGAUAUAAGGAGGAAAGUGCCAAAAUUGUGUUGGAAAGGUUACGUUACACGUGAAGGUGUAAUGACCUGGUGCAUUGUUCUGUUUGUGUGUGAUUUUCAGUUUUUUUGUCAUGAUGUUUUUUGUUUAAUAACAUGACUGAACUCUGUCUGGAGAUAUUUAUUGCACAUGCGAAUUACGAUAGCCCUGGAGGUUAAUGGAACAGACUGCAGUUUGUCGUUGACCUUGUGUUCUCAACACUAAGGCUCGCCUUGGGUGCGCAUUGUGUACAAGAGAUGCAGCUUUCUACAAAUGUUGGUCACUUUUCUCCUUAUGAUGAUGGGGGGGGGGCGGGGGGUUUGUUCACUUUGGGCUGGCGGUAUUUAAGAUGUGCGCUUAAUGGGUUUUUUCAUUUUUGCGGGGGAGGUGGGGGGGGUUAUCUCUAAAGCGCUCGCCGUUUUUUUUGCAGUGUCGUUAAUAUUUUGCUGUUCUGCCGUAACGCGGGAGUGGUUGCCGAAGCAGCCGUUUGCCUGAUGUUGCUUUUUCCUCCUUGCGCAUCACAUGGCAACCAAACUCUUGCAAGCAAAAAAAAAGCUAAAGGAAAAAAAAUGCCUCUCCACGUACUUUUAGUCGAUGACUGAGCCGAAAAGAUUUUGCACUUUAAACAUAUUUUUUUUCUCUCGUAGCGUCACAGGCUUAUGUCCAACACGACAGUUCUCAAGUACUUCCAUUCGUACGAGCCCUCUACUGACUUUGGAGUGGCGUCCAGUUGUUUCGACGACAGUAUCACGAGAACGUGAAGCGUGCGUGGCUACAGCGCGGAAAAUUAGUGUAGCGGGCGUACUCACUCGGCCUUACGUGUCCUCUUCGACGAUAUGCAAGAGCCAGGUCUGAGGGUGUGUGCAAGGUAUUGUCGCUGUACUACCGACCAGUAACCCGGGGCCUGGAAGUGGUUAGUGCCUUGUUUUAGUAUAGCUCUUUGCGUGACCGUUUUUAUGCCGUGACCGUGCACCAGUUGCUGGUGCCUCCGGCAGGACGGUCCGUCGCUCGUGGCCCGCGGCGAUGUCUGCGUGUGCGUGGAGGAGCGCGAAGGAGAGCAAAUGCUGCUGCUGCCGUGCUUAGUUCGGCACGAUCUGCCUCGGCACAGCAAUUUCCACCGCUCGUGCGUGACGUGGUGUACGUUUAUUCAAGAACCGUGAUGAAGUGAACGCCUCUCGUAUAGACGAAAAACAGUGAGAAUGUGAAAAGGUGGCCAGGUGGAAUCGAGGUCGCUUGAUUUAACUCUUGCGACGAACUUCAAUUUCGGUGACAUAGCAAGUGCAUGGUCCGGAGGUCACUUCUUGGAAGAGAUCUCAAGUAGUUAUGUGAUAUCCGCUUUUACGAACUGUUCUUUAUUCUUAUUCACUCUUACAGAUGAAUGGGCCUCUGUCUCAUAACAUACCGAUAGCGCAGUUGUGAUCAAAAUUGGAGCAGGGUAGAAAAAUAUUAACGUGAAAGUCUUGUUUUUCGAUGGUGGGGUGGUGAAAACAUACUGGGUGAAGUAUUUUAACCAAGCUCUAACCCGAACCAUAGCCCGACCUCUGCCACUUUUACCGGGACCCCGUAUUCACCUUUGAAUUAGCUUUUUUUGCUUUGGUGUUUCAAGUGUCCAGGGAAAAUUGUUGUUCUGAGACAUUUUGUGUUGAUAAAGCAUAUCCAGGACCACUGCCUGACUCGGCUGUACGCGCAGACUUGGGAGCCAUAGCAAGCAACGAAGUAGAGCAGCAGAGCUGGUGUGGAACAAUUGCAUAACGGGAGGUUCACAUUGCAAUAGUACAGGUCUCUUAUUAAGUGUCGCUUAAUGUCUGCUCUUGCGUUUUGGCAGUUGAGCGUGUCCAGGGAUUGAAAAAUAACGGAUGUGGUUUGCUACCGGACCUUGUGCAUGUGGACAGUUUGCGUUUUUGUGUUAAAUUCUUUGUUCCAUUUUUGCACGCCCAAUCCUUGUUGGUUUUUCAAAAACCUGAUAUGGCGGUGAUCCGUCUCCCCCCCCCCCCCCCCACACAGUAUGAAAGGAAGCAUUUCAAUAAACGAAAUACACGCCGUGCACUUUUACGUGUUUAUACGACUGAUCUGCUUGGAGAUGCUGAAAUAAAGAUUGAAUUGUCA